GCCAUCGUGAAUUUCAAUUCGAAGCUUGACGCGACAGCAUCUUGCCUUUCGUAUUGCGACCCGACCUGCCAACCGACCCCUCAAUCGCCAUCCCUGCGUCCAUCCAAAGUCAGGCUCCGAUUCAAUCCAUUCCGAUUUCCUCUUCUCCACAACUGAAGCCUGUUUGGGAGCUACAGCCGUCAUCAUGGGCAAGAAGAAGCGCAGCCAUCCCGACGUGGAGGAGCUCCUUGCGCGGCCGUGGUGUUAUUACUGCGAAAGAGACUUUGAGGACUUGAAGCUGCUUAUCUCGCACCAAAAGGCAAAGCACUUCAAAUGCGACCGAUGUGGUCGCCGAUUGAACACAGCAGGCGGUCUCGCCGUGCAUAUGAACCAGGUGCACAAGGAGAGCUUGGACAAGGUUGAGAAUGCGCUGCCGAAUCGUGAUGGCCUAGACAUUGAAAUCUUCGGCAUGGAAGGUGUCCCGGAGGACAUGCUGGCCCAGCACAGGACGCGCAUCAUCACAAACUACUACGAGGCUCAGGAGGCCCGACGCGCCGCCACAGGCAACCCGCCGCCGGGGCAGUCGGGUGGUCAAGGCCCGGCCAAGAAGAUCAAGAUUGAGACACCAGAGGAGAUCAAGAAGCGGUUGGCCGAACACAAAGCCCGCCGCGCAUUGGGACAAACGAAUGGGAACCCUGGCUCGGAUGUACCAAACCCUGCCCAAAGCGCAAGCCCGGGAUCAUUUACAACGCCCUUCAACGCCCCUCCUCAGUACGGCCAGCCUGGAUACAACAUGCAACAGUACCCGGGAUAUCCUGCUUCGACUCUGCCUACAAGACCUCCUGGGGUUGGUGCUGCAGCUCCACAAGCACUUCCGCAAAGGCCGCCAUACGGUGCUCCUGGAUUCCCACCUCCCGCAGGUGCAGGGAUGCCGUCUACGCUCGAUGACCUUGUCUCUGGUGCCGCACAGAGUGCGGGUGGUCGCAGUGGUGAUGAUAUCGACAAGAUGAUAAGGCUAGCUGAGGCUGGGGUCAAGCCGGCAGGCGAAGGCGCCGCGGACUCCAAGGGCAAGAAGGACAAGAGCUCAAGGAUGAUGGUCGCGAACUCGACGUUCAGCUUGGAGGAGUUGAUGGUACAACAAUGGACAACCUCAGCAGGUGCGGCAAUAGCCGUAUGAAUCUGUUGAGUGUUGUAUGGCCUUUAAUAAUUGUAACAUUUGUCGGAGUUUGGGUGCAGAAAAUGUGGCAAUUGAUUGGGCUUGCUUUCUUGCCAACCCUGCCGUUGGUUGUCUUGUCCUGAGUCUAUGUCUGCUCACUUGAACUGCUUCACAGGCAUUCGACGAUCACAGGUCGAGAUGAACCGAACUCUUUACAGGCAGAGACCGCGGUCCCAUCAUGUUACUGCCUUGACUGAAGCAACUGACGCAGAACCGUGAAUGAGAUGCUUUCUAACAGUAUUACAUCCUCUAUCAAUUCGAGGCGAGAUGUCUUUCGGUACAAGAUCAGCCGAUGAUGCGGGUACAACUUGCACACAAUUCGAGAGAACUUGACCGCUAGCAUGCACGGGUGGACAAAAUCUGGUUCAGAUAUGUCGAGCAAGCCUGGUUUGUGGAUUUUUCUUGCCCGGCUAAAUACACUGCUGCAUGUUGGGGCUGCUUUUUGAGGUCACAUUUCCCCGCAUCGUCUAUCUUCCCCCAGCUUUAAGCAAUUAUACCACAUAUCAACUUGAAGCUAUGAAUUUUCUCA
Pyricularia oryzae 70-15 is the source of this 1724-nucleotide messenger RNA. RefSeq lists its product as uncharacterized. Lineage: Eukaryota; Fungi; Ascomycota; Sordariomycetes; Magnaporthales; Pyriculariaceae. Gene Ontology annotation, molecular function: DNA binding. The record is from RefSeq and is a predicted model, not a curated record. Gene Ontology annotation, cellular component: nucleus. The transcript is spliced from 4 exons. The coding region runs from base 185 to 1156 and encodes 323 amino acids.